AUGAACGCAUUCAUUGGUUCACUCGAUAAUGAACAAUGUGAGCAAAUUCGACUUGAGAGUGAAGAAUUGUAUUUUGCACAGCGGCUGAAACAGGCGCAUGCAAAAGUAGUAGAAGCUUUGAGAGUGGCAAUCCAAAUCUACGGCAAAGCGUCGCUGCAUCUUGUCCCCUUCUACCUUCUACUCAUUGAUAUUUUACUUCGAGAGAAGCAAUUAAAGCCGUCAGAAAAGAUGCUUUCGCUGGUAAAUUGGUUAUUAAUCAAGAAUGGAGAUACCUUGGUAUCAACAGCUAAGUUCUCGGAAGAGACGACAAGACAUUUUCAAAUUCGCAUGAAUAAACUUUAUAGUCUAUUACAUCUUGAGUAUGAAGCUUUCUUGGAGGGACUGCAGUGUGCAGCUAAUGGCACUUACCAUUGCUCGCUAUUAUUUGGACCUGACCACGUUUAUACAUCAGAGCUGUACUUCUGUCUCGGAAUCACCUUCCACCGCAUGCAGCGUGGCACUUUGCUUAAAGAGUCUCGUCAAGAUGGUCAGAAAAAUAAUGAAUUACAACAGCAAAUUCAGCAAAAUGAUAGAUCGCUUGCCAUGCUGGAUAAAGUCGUGGACAUCUGGCAGUGCUUUCUAACGAACCCACCGCAGAACUUAGCAGCUUGGAAGUUGGAACAUCGACGUCUGCUUCAAGAAGCCAAUUUGAUGCUCCAUCAAAUCGUAAGCAUGCGCGAAACUUUGCUCGGAGCAAAACAUAUUACUACUGGUCAGGUGCAGUAUACAUUGGGAUUAUUGUUGCUCCUUCUUCAAGAUAAAGAUCAAGCUAAAGUUUUUGUGAAACAAGCAGCGGACAUUUACGUCACUGAGCUUGGAUCCGAGCAUCCAUCGACUGUAGAAGUCAUUGGUGCCUUGCGCGAGCUAGAUGAAAUUGGAUCAUAG
Molecule: messenger RNA, 924 nt
Organism: Plasmopara halstedii
Lineage: Eukaryota; Oomycota; Peronosporomycetes; Peronosporales; Peronosporaceae
Exons: 2
Coding region: 1-924 (307 amino acids)
Molecular function (GO): protein binding
Source: RefSeq, a predicted model, not a curated record